AUGGCAGCUGAAUCCACCCAGGACGAUGCUCACGGCAAGACCUGGCAGAAAGCUGAGCGGAAAUUCUCAAAUAAACCUGCGAGCGAAUUCUACGACCCCUGCCAGGAUUUUGCGGAUCGAAGUCUCAAAUGCUUGAAGCGCAACAACUUCGAUCGAGAGAUGUGCGGCGACUACUUUCAGGCAUAUCGCGACUGCAAAAAGAACUGGUUAAACCAGAAGAAAGGAGUCACCAAGUCAGGUUAA
Messenger RNA from Penicillium argentinense, 243 nucleotides. RefSeq names its product Cytochrome c oxidase-assembly factor cox23. The coding region runs from base 1 to 243 and encodes 80 amino acids. NCBI's taxonomy places the organism in Eukaryota, Fungi, Ascomycota, Eurotiomycetes, Eurotiales, Aspergillaceae. The record is from RefSeq and is a predicted model, not a curated record. The transcript is spliced from 4 exons.